Messenger RNA from Tarenaya hassleriana, 2271 nucleotides. Its product is annotated as protease Do-like 2, chloroplastic. Gene Ontology annotation, biological process: proteolysis. Gene Ontology annotation, molecular function: serine-type endopeptidase activity; protein binding. The transcript is spliced from 19 exons. The record is from RefSeq and is a predicted model, not a curated record. Lineage: Eukaryota; Viridiplantae; Streptophyta; Magnoliopsida; Brassicales; Cleomaceae. The coding region runs from base 86 to 1969 and encodes 627 amino acids.
GGAUUUACGAAAGCUAAAAGAGGAUAAGAGGGGAGCUCUCUUGUUCACCUUCUCUUAGUGUCGCCGGCGGUUCCGCUGGAUAGAUAUGGGCUUCGCCGUCGCAAGCUGCUGCUUCUCCGUUCUCAAUGCCUCCGUCAAACUCCAAUCUUCCUCCGCUUCUCCCCGGUGUUUCGUCGCCGCCUCGCAAAGGUCGCUGACCUCGGUGACUCCCCGAGCUUCAUAUCAGAAGAGGCGGGCUCUCGGGUCCGAUUCAUCCCCUUCUCCAGCUAAAUUCAAUCCCCAGAAUGAUCUCACAUCUCAAAAGAAGUUCCAAGGAAGAACAAAAAAUGAAAUAUCUACAGAUGGAAUUAGCGGUAGAAGAGAUGGGGGUCGUUCUCAAUCAACGGCCUUUAAGGCGUUUGGGACGCAAAGAAAGGAGAAAAAGGAGUUUCAGCCUGAUCUUAGAGAGCAACAGGUUGAUUCUGGGAAGAUUCAAGAUGCGUCCUUUCUCGAUGCUGUUGUUAAGGUUUAUUGCACUCACACAGCGCCUGAUUACUCCCUACCAUGGCAGAAGCAAAGACAGUAUACCAGCACUGGGAGUGCUUUUAUGAUAGGAGAUGGGAAGCUCUUGACAAACGCCCAUUGUGUGGAACACGAUACACAGGUGAAAGUGAAGAGAAGGGGAGAUGAUAGAAAAUAUGUGGCUAAGGUUUUAGCUAGAGGUGUCGAUUGUGAUAUAGCUCUGCUUUCGGUAGAAAAUGAGGAAUUCUGGAAAGGAGCUGAACCUCUCCGACUUGGCCAUCUGCCCCGCCUUCAGGAUGCAGUAACAGUUGUGGGAUAUCCACUUGGAGGAGAUACUAUAUCUGUGACAAAGGGGGUUGUAUCACGUAUAGAGGUAACAUCAUAUGCUCACGGAUCAUCUGAUUUACUCGGUAUACAAAUUGAUGCUGCAAUAAAUCCAGGUAAUAGUGGUGGCCCUGCGUUCAACGACCAAGGGGAGUGUAUUGGAGUAGCCUUUCAGGUUUACAGAUCUGAAGAAGCUGAAAACAUUGGGUACGUGAUACCAACCACAGUCGUUUCUCACUUUUUGACAGACUAUGAGAAAAAUGGAAAGUAUACUGGUUUCCCGUGUCUAGGUGUAUUGCUACAGAAGUUGGAAAAUCCAGUUCUUCGGGAAUGCUUAAAAGUUCCUUCAAAUGAGGGUGUGCUGGUGAGAAGAGUUGAACCUACAUCUGAUGCAAAUAAUCUCCUGAAGGAGGGUGAUGUGAUAGUAAGCUUUGAUGAUGUUCAUGUGGGGUGUGAAGGAACUGUACCUUUCCGAACAAACGAACGCAUUGCAUUCAGAUAUCUCAUCAGUCAAAAAUUUGCAGGUGAUGUAAUAGAGCUCGGUGUCAUCCGAGCCGGAGAACGCAUGAAAGCUAAAGUAGUUCUGAACCCACGUGUGCAUCUGGUUCCAUAUCACAUUGAUGGAGGUCAGCCAUCAUACAUUAUAAUCGCCGGGUUGGUGUUUACUCCACUCUCAGAACCCUUGAUAGAAGAGGAGUGUGAGGAUUCCAUAGGGUUGAAACUGUUGACGAAGGCACGGUAUUCCUUGGCAAAGUUUAGAGGAGAGCAAAUCGUCAUCCUAUCACAGGUCUUGGCGAAUGAAGUAAACAUUGGCUAUGAAGACAUGAACAACCAGCAGGUUCUGAAAUUCAAUGGAAUUCCUAUAAGAAACAUCCAUCAUUUGGCGCACCUCGUUGACACGUGCAAGGACAAGUAUCUUGUUUUCGAGUUCGAAGACAAUUACAUUGCUGUGCUGGAGAGAGAAGCUGCAAAUGCAGCAUCCUCGUGUAUUCUUAGAGAUUACGGGAUUCCAUCAGAAAGAUCCUCUGAUCUGUCUGAGCCUUAUGUCGAUUUUGUUGAUGGCAGCCAGGCUCGGGACCAAGAUUCUGGAGAUAGCCCUGUCUCAAAUCUGGAAAUUGGAUUUGACGGACUCCUUUGGGCGUAAAUUCUCUCAGGUAGGAGAGGAUUGUCAGAUAAAUUAUACACUAGGGCAUGCGGAAGCCAUGGAAAAAGCUGAUUCAGCUUCCCAGAAUGUUUGGCGAAUGCUUCAACUUCUUCCCCGUUCUGCAGAUUUGAUUUGAUUCAUUCACUCAACAAUAACCCCGUAAAGGAUUGAGGUCUGUUCGGCUGUGUCUCAGGCCGGGGGAGAGUGUUCUGGGAAAUCCAUUGUAAGAAUCUUGAUGAGAGUGACCUGUUAUAUGUCUCAAGAUGAUAUUGAUGGAAAUGAAGUUACAUUGGCCUGAUAAA